Dacryopinax primogenitus is the source of this 1662-nucleotide messenger RNA. Its product is annotated as DUF1613-domain-containing protein. Gene Ontology annotation, molecular function: tRNA (uridine) methyltransferase activity. The transcript has 3 exons. Gene Ontology annotation, biological process: tRNA methylation. Bases 1 to 1662 code for a protein of 553 amino acids. The record is from RefSeq and is a predicted model, not a curated record. Lineage: Eukaryota; Fungi; Basidiomycota; Dacrymycetes; Dacrymycetales; Dacrymycetaceae.
AUGUCCUCGACACCGACGUCUUCCCCUGCCAACCCUCAGUCACCACGACCGCCCUUUCUCCCCGUCCCACUCUCCGACUCUGAAUCUACGCUCAUCUCCUCCCUUCACCUCCAGUACACCCCCAUCCUCUCCGCCCCAGCACCCUUCCCCCUCCCCUCCUUCUCAUCGACCAUCACCGCCCUCCUCCAACACCCCGAACGCACAGGCCCUCUCAUACUCCGCGCCGAGCCGCUCCCUCCACCUGUCCCCCCAAUCCCAGGUUCGACAGAGCUCUUCAAAGGUUGGAGACCCGUCGAGGUAAGCCGACGAAGGCUCCUCCCCAGAGUGCCGGAAAGGGAUGGCGAGCUCAUCCAGACCUGUGUAAGGUAUCGGAGGAGUAACGUCGGCGAGAGAGGGGAGGGGGAGAUGCUCGUGCUCACUCCCGAGCUCCUCGAAAGCGCAAGUAUACCAUACUACCACCCAGACGUCCAACGCCUAGCUCUAAUAUACACCUCCUCCCCGCUUUCUACAGAAGACGGCGCAGAAGCACACGGCCAGAUCCAGAUCGAAGUCGUCCUUCCCCCCUCUGCCCCGUCCCAGGUCUCCUCAAACUCACGGCUCUAUCGCACCUGCCUCCACCUGCUCGAAACGACACACAAGCAUUCCUGGGGUCACCUUUCCGGCUACCGCAAGCGUGUGCGACACGACGUCCUCCUCCCCCGAGCGGAGUAUCAGGACCUGUAUAUGCGCCUUAAGCAGAGGCACAAACAUCAUGUGUCCUCUUGGAGCCUCGGUACUGACCCGAGGAAACAUGUUUUCGAGGUGAAGAAAGCUGAGCUUGACGUAGCGAUCGCGGCGUUUUUGAUGCUUUUGUGGAAACUGGACUAUCCGGCUCUGGGCGUGCCUAGGGCGCCGCUGCUCGUUGGUGAGAACCCGGAGCGAGAAGAACGAUGUGAGUGGAGUACCUGGGGCCGUCCGGAAGGGGGGUUCGUAGACCUCGGGUGUGGGAACGGGCUCCUCGUCCAUAUCCUUCUGCAAGAAGGGUACGAAGGAUACGGUAUCGACCUUUCCCCGCGGAAGACCUGGGCUUCGUUCUCCCCUUCCACCCAAGCUCAUCUCCACGCAGCGGCAAUUUCCCCCCUCUCUUCGCCUCCCGUCUCCCCGCCCCUCCCUCCCGGAGCAUUCUUGCUUGGCAACCACGCCGACGAGCUCACGCCCUACGUCCCCCUCUUAGCAACCCUGCACGCCGCCAGCGGGUGGCUCGUCAUCCCUUGUUGUGCAUAUACGUUCACGGCCCGGUUUACGGCGACGUCGUAUCGCUCCAGGCUAGGACGGAGCGAGGUAGAGCAGAGGAUGGACGAGGGGGGAGAGGGUGGGGGAAGAGUAAGGGCGUAUUUGGUCUGGCUGGAAGAGAUGGGGAGGGGGUUGGGCUGGUCUGUUGGGCUGGAGGCGCUUCGGAUGCCUAGUACGAGGAAUUGGGGACUGGUGGGCCGGAGGGCCGUAGAUGGGCUGGAAGAGGAUGGCGAGCAGCUGGAGAUAGAUGGCGAAGGGCAGGAAGAGAGAGGAGCGCGGAGAGUGGUUAGUAGGGAGGAAGGACUCCUUUGGGCUAAGGAGAAGCUGGAAGAGAUCAGGUGUUCUGGGGGAUUUCAGGUCAGGGAGGGGAAGGGACACGGACACCAUUAG